UAAACAUCCUUGUUUCACUUUCUUUUACAUGAGAGACAUCUCACAUCUGCAUCCAAAUUACACUAACCCGGAUCAUGGAUUUCGACAAUAUCGGGGAGGUUAUACCAGCCAUAGCAGUGAUCAUGCAGGAGAUCGGCAAGGUCAUAAAAAUGAUCUUCGACUAUCUGACUAGCCCUACGAAGGAUAAUAAUAUGGUAUUAUCAAGCUUUUACCAGAGACUUAGAGAUCUGGACGACCUGGUGAAGUCCAUUCAACAGGAUGUAAACAAAGCCUCUGUGUACAAUACUUUAGAAAACCUCAAAGAUGUUCUGUCUUCAGCUCAUACGAAGAUCAAGAAAUUGGAAGAUGAACAAAAACCAGGUCAGAAGUUGAAUCUCAAAAGUUACACAUCAGAAUUGAACAAAAUUAACCAAAGUCUCACUGAGGCCUUUGUGAGUCUCUCUGCAUCUCUGCAUGUCCACCAAAUGAAGAAGCUGGUCGCACAGGAGAAGAAGCUGGACGCACAUGAGAAGAAGCUGAACGCACAGGAGAAGAAGCUGGACGCACAUGAGAAGAAGCUGAACGCACAGGAGAAGAAGCUGGACGCACGGGAGAAGAAGCUGGACGCACAGGAGAAGAAGCUGAACACACAGGAGAAGAAGUUGGACGAACAGGAGAAGAAGUUGGACGAACAGGAGAAGAAGCUGGUCAAACUGGACAAGAAGCUGGUCGUUUGGGUUGUCGUUACUGUAUGUGUGUUGGUUGCACUGUGUGUGUGUGUGUGUGUUGGUUGGUUGUAGCUGCUCUUAAAAAAAAACUUUGAAACUUUGUGUGCAGGUUCAGGAACU
Molecule: messenger RNA, 827 nt
Organism: Perca fluviatilis (European perch)
Lineage: Eukaryota; Metazoa; Chordata; Actinopteri; Perciformes; Percidae
Product: golgin subfamily A member 6-like protein 10
Exons: 2
Coding region: 75-779 (234 amino acids)
Biological process (GO): cell surface receptor signaling pathway
Source: RefSeq, a predicted model, not a curated record